AUGGCGGACCGCUUGACGCAACUUCAAGACACAGUUAAUCAGUUCCCGGGUUUCGACCGAAUAGGAACUCCUCAGCCGCAAGAAGACUACGCGGCUUUAUUCGCGACGCUGAUCAUCAGGUGCGCCAAGGACAUCGACACCCUGAUCGAGAGCUUGCCGAGCGAGGAGUCUUCCCAAGAGCUCCAAGUAGCGAGUCUCAGCCGCCUCGAGCAAGAGAACCUGGAAGCCGGCGAGCAGCUGGAAGAAGUCGUUCGCCAAGGCGAAGCUCUCUUGCAGCGCAUCCAGGCCGCGUUGCAAGAUAUUGCUCAGAGCCAGCUUGACAUGCAGAAUCCCAUCGCGCCGACAGCUUCGUCGCUCAAUUCUGGGAUUAAUUCUACUCAGUUUCAGCAAGAGGCUUUUAAUUCUAACUCUGUGUCUGGUAAUGGAUCCAAUUCUCAUGCCAGUCACACGCCUGAAGCUUCUGCUGCUUCAAUUAGAUCAACUUAA
Cotesia congregata is the source of this 486-nucleotide messenger RNA. NCBI's taxonomy places the organism in Eukaryota, Metazoa, Arthropoda, Insecta, Hymenoptera, Braconidae. The record is from the annotation of a GenBank genome assembly.